Messenger RNA from Exserohilum turcica Et28A, 576 nucleotides. RefSeq lists its product as uncharacterized. The transcript has a single exon. Bases 1 to 576 code for a protein of 191 amino acids. Lineage: Eukaryota; Fungi; Ascomycota; Dothideomycetes; Pleosporales; Pleosporaceae. The record is from RefSeq and is a predicted model, not a curated record.
AUGGCUAAAUCUCCGGACACAGUUCUUGACAACGGGCUUCGCUCUGUCAAUCGUUUCAUAACCGACCAUGAUGCUGAAGGCAAGGAAACAAUAUCGAAUGCGGUGCCAGAGACUUUAGUCUGGCAACAAAUGGCAAACGGCGCGCGAUUUAGCCUGGCUUAUGCUACGGAAGAGUAUCCUGUCAAUCUCAGCAACAACGCCGAUGUGUCAGUUUACCAAAAGAAUCUUGUCGAUCUUCCUGGUAUCAUCAUCCCUGGAGGCACUAUCCUUCGUGUUGUGGAUAUGGACCCAGGAUCCAUAUCACCAAUGCACCGUACCAUCAGCUUGGACUAUGGUGUAGUACUCGAGGGCGAAGUGGAAUUGAUUUUGAAUUCUGGGGAAUCAAGACUGCUGAAAAGGGGCGACAUAGUGGUUCAAAGGAGCACCAAUCAUGCAUGGAAGAAUCCCAGUCCUACCAAUUGGGCUCGAAUGUUGUAUGUUUUACAAGAAGCACUUCCAAUGCAAUUCAAUGGAAAGACUCUGGAAGAGGAUUACGGUGGUGGUAUGGAUGACGUUAAAAAGUCUUCAAAAGAUUAG